AUGAACAACGACAUGGCCGCACGGGAUGCAGCGCUGGCUUAUGAGCCAACAGCUGAUGUCAACAUUGGUGGCAACCACCUCAUGUCGAUACUGUCGGCGCGCAAGUAUCCUGUUCCGACUACCCAAGACGUCCACGCCAAAGAGAAAGAUAACGCUUUCCUCCAAUCCUUGUCAUUCGUAUUCGAUGUCGACCACGCGACUGAGGGCCCUGCCGGCUUGCAUGGGGCUGGUCCAGCCGAGGCGCUCAACUGCUUCCUCGACGGUCAUAACCAGCCCACCACACGUAGACGGCAAGGCCAAUCUACUGCAUCGCCUGCUGGCGAAUCCAAUGCGUCAAAGAAACGAGGCAGCGAUGAUGGGGAUGAUGGGCAAGGUCCAAAGGAGAGGAGGAAGAAACAGAUACGCGAGGCCCAACGAGCCUAUCGGCUGCGCAAAGAAUCCAGAAUCUCCUUCCUCACCAAGAGGGUCUCUGAACUGGAGCAAGUCAUUGAAGACAUGAGCACCACCGUGACCACGUUUAGCGAUUCUCUUCUCCAGUCUGGCGUUCUCGCGCCUCACGCUCAUCUGACUCAAUGUACUCGGGAAACGUUGGAGAAGUGUUUACGUCUAGCCAGAACGACCAACGUGGACGAUGAAGGGGAAGCAAGCUCCAGCCAGCCCGGAAACCGACCAUCCGCCAAGGAGGACCCAAAUCUCGCCAUCGACCUGCCUGGAUCCCCGCGCUACAUGCCCCCUUUACCACCGCAACCCUUAAUGCCGCAGCCUCUGACCCCCCCGAGCAUGGAAGGCUCGGAAACCGUCUUGCACCUGCAGUACUCUGCAUUCAUGGAUCAACUCCACAUGGCGAUUCUAUACCGCGGAUACGUGCGGCUAACCGAUCCCUCCUUUUCCGCCCAAGGUGUUCGACACGCGUUUCGCCUCUUGUAUCCAACCAUGGGCCGCAGCAACCUCACAGCCUACUUUGCCGCCGCUCUGCAUGCCAAGAUUAGCAAAACCGAACUAUCCAAGCAGUGGAAAUCGGUUCCCUUUUUUCAACUCGGCGGUGCUGGAACGCACUAUGCCUGGCCGCCCGAACUAGGUCCCUACACGCGCCGCUCGCGUCAUUGGCAGGCCAUAUCCGUUCCCUUGUCGCACUUCUCGUCCGAUAUACAGAAAGAUCUCAACGGCGACUGGUUCGACAUGCAGGACCUCGAGUGCUUCCUCAUGGAGAAGAAUGUCAAACUUGUUGCUGCUGCUGGGGCCGCGGCUUGGAGUGACUCGACUACACAACAAGAGCAAGCGCAUAUCAAUGCCAAAAAAUUCAUAUCAGUAUUGCUUGACAACGCCGUAUGCCUCGGCAGGUCCGCUGGCUUUCGUCGCUCCGACGUGGAAACGGCCCUAGCCAAGGCCGUUUUGGUCUGA
This is a messenger RNA of Metarhizium brunneum ARSEF 3297, 1401 nucleotides long. RefSeq lists its product as uncharacterized. Gene Ontology annotation, molecular function: DNA-binding transcription factor activity. NCBI's taxonomy places the organism in Eukaryota, Fungi, Ascomycota, Sordariomycetes, Hypocreales, Clavicipitaceae. Gene Ontology annotation, biological process: regulation of DNA-templated transcription. The record is from RefSeq and is a predicted model, not a curated record.